Messenger RNA from Leptomonas pyrrhocoris, 2574 nucleotides. RefSeq lists its product as hypothetical. Lineage: Eukaryota; Euglenozoa; Kinetoplastea; Trypanosomatida; Trypanosomatidae. Bases 79 to 2574 code for a protein of 831 amino acids. The transcript has a single exon. The record is from RefSeq and is a predicted model, not a curated record.
AGUUUCUCGUCGCUUUCUGGCGUGUGAAGCAACAUUUACCGCCAGCGCCGCACAAAUCUCCUUCCUCCGCCUUCAUCCAUGACGAGCGCUGCUUCCCACACCGAACCCAUCCCGUUGCAGCUCGAUGUUGACUACGUCGACGCCGCACACGAUGCGUGUUUUGCCUGGCUAAAAGGAAAGUAUGCCCACCUCACUCAGGCUGCGGCGGCGUGCGACGCUGCUCCAGGGAAAUCAGAUGCCACCGAAUCGACAGACCAAAGAAGGUCGACAAAGCCGCAGCUGGACCGGUCUUUUCUGCAGCGCCUGGAGAAUGACGUUGCCGCGUGCUACGCCUUACGCUGGCGGGCCUUUGCGUUUCCCUCGCACCCCACCAAACCCCUCAGCUCGAGUUACCGCAAUGAUCCAGACAGGAAAAAUGAUCCUUCCGCCCUCACUGUCCGGCUGGAAAAGGUGGAGAAGUCCGAACGCAACGACUCCGCUGACACACCGAAGCUGUCAGACAGCACGGACGGGGCUGCACCUUCGCACCACGCACUUGUUAUCCGCACACGUGCCAGCGCAGAUGCGAAAAAGAAGGAGAGAAAGCAGAGGAAAAGGGCCAAAGCCGACGGCAACAACGAAGACGCAGCUUCUACUUCUCCAUCUUUUCGUUCUCCCCCCAUGAAGAUCGAACAGCUGGUGGAGAAGGUCGUGCGCGACGAAGAGCAGAUAAAACUGUGUCGUCUCCUUGGCGAAGAGUGUGUAGUGUAUGGCGUCCCUUUCGCCGGUCCUACAGAGGCGGCAGGUGCACCACAGCUCUCUUGGGUGCGUCGCUGGCUCCCUCAACGCUGGCGGCCGCUGCUGGGCGGCUAUGUGAGUGCGCCAACCCGCACCGACAGCGCCCGCUUCCUGCUCUUUCCGCAAUCGGCGCACCCCGCAGUGGACUUCCGUGACCCGACAGCGCCGCCGUUGCCACGAGGGAAGUCUCUGUCCGAUCCCCAAGGUGUCCCCUGCUACUGCCGUGGAAGCGUGAACUGGGAUGUGGAGAAGAACAACCCGGCGGCAGCGGGGACGGACGAGACCGCCUCGGCAGGUUUGCAUCGCUCACCGACGGGCUCGUCGCAGGGCAUCCCGGGGCUUAGCUACAGCGUAUACGCCGCAACGGCCGUCCCCGCUGCAUCAACGUCGCACCAACGGCACAACUGGGCGGAUGCGAUCGAGUUAGCUGUGGCGGUCGGGCAGUCUCGCACGGAGCGGCAUUACGCCCCGGAGCGGGCGAAGGUGCAGCGAGUGACCUUGUUAGAGGACUCCGCCGUCGUGAAGGUGAGUCAGGGCAACCCGCGCUACAGCACGUCCUUCACAGCGGCGACCGCAACGGUGCCGAACAGCGGUGUGAAGCACCAGCAUGAGACUUCCCCAGCGUUGUCCACGCCCAAAACGGAAAAGAAGAAACACACCAAACCCUCCUCCGUCACUGCUGUGGAGGACGACCGCAUCGACCGACUGCAACUUCAGGACGGCUACGACAGCAGCGUGCAGUACUUCGCUCUCCCCGCGUUUUGGCAGCGGCUCGUCCGUCCCUCCUUGAGGAGCACAGAGUCCAGCGACGCGGCCGAGACUGGCACCGGCACUCAAGUGUUGGAUUCAUCUCCGCGUGGUCAGUACCGGGUGCGCUGGUCCGGCGGUCCUGGACUGGAGGUGUGUCGAGUCAGCGGUCACGGACCGGCGCAAAAAGAAGAGGCCUCACCGUCGUCUUUGUUCACCGUCUUUGGGAGGCUCUGGACGGAGUCGUGGCUGGAGGUGCCGCUGCCGUGGCGGUUGGCGUUGAAGCUGCGCACGCAGUCCGCUGUCGUCAUGCCGCUGGAGCCCUCCAAACCGAUCUGGCCGCCCAUGGUGUCAACCCCAACGAUAGCAGCCACCACAGCGUCUCUGCCGCCUUCCACGCCUGGUAAUGUGGAAGGAGGACGAGGAGGUGAGAGUCGACUGCGCGAGCACCCGUACCUCUGGGCGACGCAGGGGCCACGGUGGGACGCGGCGCUCGUACGGGGCUUCAAGAACGACUACAGCGGCAUGCACCACGCCCGCCGCUGGUACUCCAUCCUCUCCGCGGAGCUCACGCUGAACGGCAAAGCGGAGAAUGGAAGUGGGAAGCCUGCUGGUCCUGCGUCGGAUGAGGGCACUGCAGCCUCCACUUCAGGCCCUGCUGCGUCAAGUCGGUGGAAGAACACGUCCUUGACAGCCUUCGCGAACGCGUGCGUGGUGGACACCGUGCGGGACUACCCGCGCGCCUCCGUCGGAUUCUCCUUCGUCUCUAAGAUUCCUCGCGUCGCCAUCACGCCGUUUAACGAGCUCAUCCCCCACAAGUUCGAGUGCUCGUUUAGCUGGUUCGCCGCCUUCAAGCCGAGCACCAACAAUGCGGAGGGCAGUGGGAGCGGCUUUAACGUGGAAUUCACGAGCGGGGUGCAGCCACCGCCGCACGGUGGAGAAGGAGCAGGAGCAGCGGCGGCGGCCGAGGGGGUGCCCUUCUUCCGCGUGUCACCGGUGGAGACGUUUCAGCACAUGAAGUGCGGGUUAACGUGGAAGUUUGAUACGUGA